AUGGGAGCUGCAUGUUGCGCAGGCGCCGCGAUGGCCGGUGGAGCUGCUACAGCAGGCCCUACAUCUCUGCUUGACGGAACAAUAUACAGCUUCCUCUCAGCCAUUCCUAUCGCUCUGUACCACUACUAUCCACAAAUCACCCUUGUGCUUGCCACUCUCGCCAUCUUACUUGCCUCCUCAUUCUACCUUCUUCUCAUCCUGCUAACACCCGACACGAAGCAAAGUUCUCCCUCCGAGCUUACGUACCUCUCAACCGAAAGUAAAGACGCACAACCACUCGCUGAGAUCAAAGACGAAGCAGAGGUGCAACUCAGUGUCGUCGUUCCGGCCUACAACGAGAAGGAGCGAUUACCAGUCAUGCUCAAAGAGACGGUCGAAUUCUUGGAAGGACUGAAAGCUGGGAGACGAAGCUUGAUCCAGGGACUCGAAAAGAAAGGAGCUGGUUCGAACAGGCUUCAUCUCAACGGUCGCUGUGGGACUGCUGAAGCGGUGCAUCGUGCCCUUACUUCUCCGCUGGCCAGCUACGAGAUCAUUGUCGUCGACGAUGGCUCAAACGAUAACACCCAUCAAGUUGCUCUAGAAUUUGCACGCACCUCUCCCUCUCCUUCAGCAAUUCGUGUUGUAAGGCUGGUUAAGAACAGAGGCAAAGGUGGAGCAGUUCGUCAUGGAGUCCUUCAUUCACGCGGUCACGUGAUCCUGUUCGCUGAUGCCGACGGAGCAACUUCCUUUUCCGACCUCACUAAGCUUUCUCUCACUCUUUCCCAUGUUCUUACACCUGCUGGUCACGGUGUUGCGGUGGGCAGCCGCGCGCAUAUGGUCAAGAGUGACGCUGUUGUGAAGAGGAGCUUUAUUCGAAAUUUCCUCAUGCAUUCAUUUCACAUCUUUCUUACUCUCCUUCUCCGGCCACCUACCCUUGGAGGCUUGCUAAAGAGAAUCUCAGGAGGAAAGGGGAAGACGAAGGAGAACUGCAGCGGAAAGAAAGGAGAAAAGCGAGUAGCUCUCCCCGUCCAACCAGAGAUCAAAGACACCCAGUGCGGAUUCAAACUGUUUACUCGCCCAACUGCUAGACUUGUAUUCCCAACAAGUCAUAUCGACGGGUGGAUUUUCGACGUUGAACUCCUCAUCCUCGCCCAAACCUCUUCGCAGCUGGCACUGCAACAACACAUCCCACCCUCACCCAUGCCCGAACAAAGUGAAGGCUUUGGUAAGCAACAAGGAGAACAGAAGGAAGAGCAAGAGGAGGAAGAGUGGAUGAAGUUGAAAAGGUUGCCGAUCCCAAUAGCUGAAGUGGCGGUACACUGGCAGGAAGUGGGUGGAAGUAAGAUCGAUCUGGUCAGAGAUAGUAUUAGGAUGGCGAUGGAUUUGGUUGUUAUUAGGGCCAAUUAUGGGAUGGGUCGAUGGAAGGGUCCUCCGCCCGCUCUCUAG
Ustilago hordei is the source of this 1425-nucleotide messenger RNA. RefSeq lists its product as uncharacterized. Gene Ontology annotation, cellular component: endoplasmic reticulum membrane. NCBI's taxonomy places the organism in Eukaryota, Fungi, Basidiomycota, Ustilaginomycetes, Ustilaginales, Ustilaginaceae. The transcript has a single exon. The coding region runs from base 1 to 1425 and encodes 474 amino acids. The record is from RefSeq and is a predicted model, not a curated record.